AUGCGACUGAUUUUAGAUAAUGUAAAUGUUCUCCAUUUCCAUUUCCAUUCCUCUACCAGAUUUCCAUUGGAAAAAUAUCUUCAGUUACAGACUAUAAGGUAUGCAAUGAAUAAGAUCAACAGUAAUCCCAAUCUUCUCCCCAACAUCAGUUUGGGCUUUCAGAUUUAUGAUUCCUGCCGAGUGCUCCAGAAGGAACUUGAAUGUACGCUGUGGAUGAUAACUGGGCAGAACAAAGCUAUACCCAAUUUCCAGUGCCAAAAGGGAAAGCAAUUGGCAGCUGUAAUUGGCUAUACAACAUCUACAUUCUCAAUACUCAUGGCUCAUAUUUUAAGGGUGAUCAAGUACCCACAAGUCAGCCAUGUUUCAACUAGUUCCAUUCUAAGCGACAAAACUCAGUUCCCUUUCUUUCUCCGCACUGCUCCGAGUGAUGUUUUCCAGUCCAAAGGACUGGCCCAGUUGGUGUCACAUUUUAACUGGACUUGGGUGGGUAUGGUUGCUGAUUCCAAUGAUUAUGGAUACCAGGGCAUUCAGGGAGUUAAACAGGAAAUCCUUAAAUCUGGAGCUUGUGUGGAAUUCAUGGAGUAUAUCCAGAGUAAUCGCCCUGAUCGAAACAUUCCACGCAUCAUCCGAGCAAUCAAGAUGUCUAGAGCCAAAGUUAUGAUUGUCUUUGCAAGUGAUGUUGAUCUGUUUGCUCUAUUUGGCCAACUUCUAAGUGAAAAUAUAACUCAGAAGAUCUGGGUUGCCAGUGAAGGCUGGGCAACUUCCUCCUUGUUAUCUUCUGAAAAAUAUCUAAAGCUUCUUAUUGGAACCGUGGGCUUUGCAUAUUAUAGUGAAUAUUUUCCAGGGUUCCAUGAAUUUAUUGACAAUUUUAAAUUUUCGAAGCUCUCAGCGGAGUUGUGGGACUUCAUGUUUUGGGAGGACAAUCUUGGGUGUGCAUUAAUGGAUUUUCCAAGCAUGACCAUCGUCCACGAGAGGCCUUCAAGGAAUUGUACCAAGGAUAAUAGUAUGGAACACUUUAAGAUUUACUUGAACAAUGUCACCAGCACACGACUUCUGUAUAAUCUUUACAGUUCUAUAUAUGUCAUUGCCAAAGCCUUGCAUGACCUGAGCAUGUGCGUAGAUGGAAAAGGCCCUUUUACUAAUGGAGGCUGCUCAGACAUUUGGAAUUUGAAGCCAUGGCAAAAUAAAACAAUCACAGCAUUGGUGUUUCACCUUUGGCCAACGCUGAUGAACACAAGAACAGUGGACCCUCCUGGUCAAGGCACCCUGAUGCUAAUUACAGCCUAUUGCCUGGCCAACUUGUUCAGCAUCAAGAGCCCUGAACCUUAUUCCCAGGGGUUCUUUAAGCCAAGCUCUAAGGUGCUAACUAUUACCUGGCUGUUGAUCUUAGCAAGCUACAAAACCUGGACCAGACCUGCCAUACACCCUACAGCCUACAACCAGGUUUUGCACUACAUGAAGAAAGUCCGAGUGAAACUGAGCAGUGGAAGGGAUUUGUUCUUUGAUGAACAUGGAGAUCCUCCACCCAUGUAUGAUGUUGUCAACUGGCAUAUGGACCUUGGGGGAAACAUGAGACAGGUCAAGGUGGGGUACUAUAACAGUACAGCCCCUCAGGCGGAAGCCUUAAUGCUUAACACAAGUUCUAUACAAUGGAAAUUUGGUGAUAAAAAGGUUCCGAUAUCAGUAUGCAGCAACAGCUGUCCCGUGGGAUUCAGAAAAACAUCUAUCAGAGAAGAGCCAAGCUGUUGCUAUGAGUGUGCUCCCUGCUCACAAGAAGAGAUUUCCAAUGAUACUGAUUCUACAUAUUGCUUUCAGUGCCCAUGGAAUACAUGGCCAAGCGGGGAAAAAGACAGAUGUCUACCAAAACCAGUUGAAUAUCUUUCAUUUGAAGAAACAUUGGGUAUAACUUUGGCAUCCACCAGUGUUGCCUCCUCCUUUGUUCCUAUUGCUAUUUUAGGGCUUCUGAUUUGCUACAAGACCACUCCGAUAGUCCGCGCCAACAAUUACACCAUCAGUUGUCUUCUUUUGAUCUCCCUCUGUCUUUGUUUUCUCUGCUCCUUGGCAUUCAUUGGUUACCCUCAACCAGAGAAGUGUCUGCUACGUCAAGUGACUUUUGCCAUGGCCUUUGCUCUAUGCGUUUCAUGCAUCUUAGCCAAGACAAUCUUGGUGAUGGCCGCAUUUAGGGCCACUAAACCAAACAGCGACUUAAGGAGAUGGGCCAGUCCUCACACGUCAUACCUGGUCAUUGGUUUGGGCACAUUAAUUCAGUUCCUGAUCUGUGGCAUAUGGCUAAUUAUUUCUCCCCCCUUCCCCGACUACAAUGUACAUGCAAAAGCUGGAAUACUCAUUCUAGAAUGCAACGAGGGCUCACCCACAGCCUUUUGGCUUACAUUGGGUUAUCUCAGUUUCUUGGCUGUCCUGUGUUGUAUUGCUGCUUUCUUAGCAAGGCAACUUCCAGACAGCUUUAAUGAGGCCAAAUUCAUCACAUUCAGCAUGGUGGCCUUCCUCAGCGUCUGGUUGUGUUUUAUCCCAGCCUCACUCAGUACCAGUGGCAAAUACACUGUUGUGAUGGAGAUCUUUGCUGUCCUGUCCUCCAGUUGGUCCAUGCUCGGUUGCAUGUUUGCCCCUAAAUGUUACGUUGUUUUGUUUCACCCUAGCGUUAACUCAAGAAAACAUCUCCUUGGUAAGACAGUAGAG
Messenger RNA from Pseudophryne corroboree (corroboree frog), 2697 nucleotides. RefSeq lists its product as uncharacterized. Gene Ontology annotation, cellular component: plasma membrane. Lineage: Eukaryota; Metazoa; Chordata; Amphibia; Anura; Myobatrachidae. The record is from RefSeq and is a predicted model, not a curated record. The transcript is spliced from 7 exons. Gene Ontology annotation, biological process: G protein-coupled receptor signaling pathway. Gene Ontology annotation, molecular function: G protein-coupled receptor activity. The annotation marks the transcript as partial.